Gastrolobium bilobum is the source of this 4081-nucleotide messenger RNA. RefSeq names its product serine/threonine-protein phosphatase BSL3. Bases 507 to 3521 code for a protein of 1004 amino acids. Gene Ontology annotation, molecular function: phosphoprotein phosphatase activity; protein binding. Lineage: Eukaryota; Viridiplantae; Streptophyta; Magnoliopsida; Fabales; Fabaceae. Gene Ontology annotation, biological process: brassinosteroid mediated signaling pathway. The record is from RefSeq and is a predicted model, not a curated record. The transcript is spliced from 21 exons.
CGUCCCCAACUUCUUCCGUACACACACCCUACCGGCUCAUUCCGGUCACCAAGUGCACCUUUCUCUUCUACACAACUGAAUAUCAAUAAACACACACCCUCCAAAAUUAUAUAUAUAUUUUUUUAAAAAAUUGUAAAGCCAGAAAAAAAAAAAACUAAUAGAGAAAGACACAAUCUCUUCAUCUUUGUGAAAGUAAUUGGGUUUUGUUUUGUUUUUAGUUAUUUUUAUUAAUUUUAUUUUUUGCUCUUUGGGUUAGCGAUUGUCUCUUCCGUCGUUUCGUUUCGUUCCUUUCAUUCACCGCUUCUUUCCUUCCUUCGAGUUUCGGAGAGAGAGAGAGAGAGAGAGAAUUUCCUCGGAAUUGAGGAGUGGAGGAUUUGAGUUAGGGUUUUCAAUUGUGCGGCGUUUGGAAUUUUUGGAACCGAAUCGAAAUGGUGGUUCGGGAUGCGAUUUCGCGGGAAUUAUAGCUUCGAUCUUGGCGGAAUUGCUCGAAUAUUAGGGUUAAAGCAAUGGAUGUUGAUUCCUCGAUGGUGCCGGAGACCGAUCACGAUCCUGCGGUGGAGAACCAUCCCGAUAGAGAGCAGCUAGUGGAGCCGCCUUUGUCAUCGUCGGGCGGCGGAUCUCCGGCGCAACCGCCGGUGCAGCAGCAGCAGCAACAGCAACAGCAGGUAACGGCGGCUGCUCAGGUGCAGGGAAGUCCGGUAGUUGGUCCGAGGCUCGCGCCGACUUACUCAGUGGUGAAUGCGAUUUUGGAGAAGAAAGAGGAUGGUCCAGGGCCGCGGUGCGGCCACACGCUGACGGCAGUUGCGGCAGUGGGAGAGGAGGGCACGCCCGGGUACAUUGGUACGAGACUGAUUUUGUUCGGCGGUGCCACUGCUCUUGAAGGGAAUUCUGCGGCUUCAGGGACUCCUUCAUCCGCUGGAAAUGCUGGCAUACGUUUAGCUGGUGCCACUGCUGAUGUCCACUGUUAUGAUGUCUUGACUAAUAAAUGGUCUAGGAUAACUCCGUUUGGAGAGCCUCCAACCCCAAGGGCAGCACACGUGGCGACUGCUGUGGGAACGAUGGUAGUUAUUCAGGGUGGCAUUGGUCCUGCUGGAUUGUCAGCAGAGGACCUUCAUGUUCUUGACCUCACUCAGCAUCGGCCACGAUGGCAUAGAGUUGGUGUUCCGGGCCCGGGACCAGGGCCACGUUAUGGACAUGUUAUGGCUUUGGUGGGGCAGAGGUAUCUCAUGGCAAUUGGAGGAAAUGAUGGAAAGAGACCUUUGGCUGAUGUAUGGGCCUUGGACACGGCGGCCAAGCCUUAUGAAUGGCGCAAGUUGGAGCCAGAAGGAGAAGGUCCACCUCCAUGCAUGUAUGCAACUGCAAGUGCACGCUCUGAUGGGCUUCUUCUGCUUUGUGGAGGGAGGGAUGCCAAUAGUGUUCCAUUGGCAAGUGCAUAUGGACUUGCUAAGCAUAGAGAUGGUCGUUGGGAAUGGGCAAUUGCCCCUGGUGUCUCACCAUCUCCUAGAUAUCAGCAUGCAGCAGUAUUUGUUAAUGCAAGGCUCCAUGUGUCUGGCGGAGCUCUUGGCGGAGGCCGAAUGGUAGAAGACUCGUCAAGUGUCGCAGUGUUGGACACUGCUGCUGGUGUUUGGUGUGAUACAAAAUCUGUUGUUACCAGUCCAAGAACAGGUAGAUACAGUGCUGAUGCAGCUGGUGGGGAUGCCUCAGUUGAGUUGACUCGGCGUUGUAGGCAUGCAGCGGCUGCUGUUGGGGACCUAAUUUUUCUUUACGGUGGUUUACGUGGCGGAGUCUUGCUGGAUGAUCUACUUGUUGCUGAAGAUCUUGCUGCUGCCGAAACAACAACUGCUGCUUCACAUGCUGCUGCAGCAGCUGCAUCUGAUUUACAAGUGGGACGGCUAUCUGGACAAUAUGGAUUUGUUGAUGAUGGGACAAGGCAAACAAUGCCUGAAGCGACUUCUGAUGGUGCAGUUGUUUUGGGGAAUCCAGUUGCUCCCCCUGUAAAUGGUGACAUAUAUACUGAUAUCAGCACUGAAAAUGCCAUGCUUCAAGGAUCUAGGCGAACUAGCAAAGGAGUUGAGUAUCUGGUUGAAGCAUCAGCUGCAGAAGCUGAAGCUAUCAGUGCCACACUGGCUGCUGCCAAGGCACGACAAGUGAAUGGAGAAGUUGAAUUGCCUGACCGAGACCGUGGGGCUGAGGCUACCCCUAGUGGGAAACAAAUAUCUUCCUUGAUUAAGCCUGAUUCUGCAGGGCUAGAUAGCAUCGCUCAAGGUGGAGUUAGGCUGCAUCACAGAGCUGUGGUUGUUGCUGCAGAGACUGGUGGAGCAUUAGGUGGCAUGGUUAGACAGCUUUCAAUUGAUCAGUUUGAAAAUGAAGGCAGGCGGGUCAGUUAUGGGACUCCAGAAAAUGCAACGGCAGCUAGAAAAUUAUUAGAUCGGCAGAUGUCUAUCAAUAGUGUCCCUAAGAAGGUCAUAGCACACCUAUUAAAGCCUCGUGGCUGGAAACCACCAGUUCGCCGGCAGUUUUUCUUGGAUUGCAAUGAAAUUGCGGAUCUUUGUGACAGUGCAGAGCGGAUAUUUUCUAGUGAACCAAGUGUCUUACAGCUUAGGGCACCAAUUAAAAUAUUUGGUGAUUUGCAUGGGCAGUUUGGGGAUCUUAUGCGCCUCUUUGAUGAGUAUGGGGCACCAUCAACUGCUGGUGACAUAGCAUAUAUCGAUUAUCUAUUCCUAGGAGAUUAUGUUGAUAGGGGCCAGCACAGCCUCGAAACUAUAAGCCUUCUGCUUGCUCUAAAGGUUGAGUAUCCAAACAAUGUACAUUUAAUACGUGGAAAUCAUGAAGCUGCAGAUAUUAAUGCCCUUUUUGGUUUCCGAAUUGAGUGCAUCGAGAGGCUGGGUGAGAGAGAUGGAAUUUGGGCAUGGCACCGGAUAAACCGUCUGUUUAAUUGGCUUCCUCUGGCAGCUCUAAUUGAGAAAAAAAUUAUUUGCAUGCACGGGGGUAUUGGUCGUUCAAUAAAUCAUUUGGAGCAAAUUGAGAAUAUUCAGCGUCCGAUUACAAUGGAAGCAGGAUCAAUUGUGCUUAUGGAUCUAUUAUGGUCUGAUCCUACAGAGAAUGACAGCGUGGAAGGGCUGCGGCCAAAUGCUAGAGGUCCAGGGUUAGUUACUUUUGGGCCUGAUCGGGUCAUGGAAUUUUGCAACAACAAUGAUCUUCAGCUGAUUGUCCGUGCACAUGAAUGUGUGAUGGAUGGCUUUGAGCGUUUUGCCCAGGGACAUCUGAUCACACUUUUCUCGGCUACAAACUACUGUGGUACUGCAAAUAAUGCUGGGGCAAUAUUAGUUUUGGGCAGAGAUCUUGUUGUGGUUCCUAAACUGAUUCAUCCAUUACCACCUGCAAUUUCUUCACCAGAAACUUCACCAGAACGUCAUAUUGAAGAUACAUGGAUGCAGGAGUUGAAUGCUAACCGACCACCAACACCAACUAGAGGCCGUCCUCAAGUGGCAAAUGACCGAGGUUCGCUUGCUUGGAUAUAGUGAUCAUUAAGAAUGCCCCUAUUGUUUAUGACUCUUAACGGCUUGUGCUAUCGCAUGGAUUUCUGGUGUUACGUGUAUAGCAUGACGCCAUUUACGGGGUAUGGGAGCUUGUGAUCUUAAUACACGCAGAGAAAGCUUGAAGGCUUUCAUAAUGGUGGUUCUCACCCGCUGAAUCAAGCAGGCCUUUACAAGAUACAAGUUCGAGAAGCAACGUUGGUAUUUACUGCUAGGUUCACUUUGAUAAAGCUAGAAAUUGCAGAUGGGUUCCCCCCACCCAUUGUAAAUUGAGCCGUUGGUACAAAAUCCAGGUCAUGGUUGUCUCAUGGAUUUUUCUCAUUAAUUUUUACAUAUUUUUUACUCCUUGUCCCUAAGUUUUUUUUUUUUUUUUUUGUUGUUGUGGGAAUCAAGAGGACAAUGAGUUUUCUCUUUCUCCUUUUCCUGUGAUGGUGAGAUAUAUAAAUCAGAAAUCUUAGAGGUCCAUGUAUCAUAGGUGUUGCAUUGUGUAGUCCUCAUCCAUUUCUUGUACAAUUAAUUUUUGUGUGAAUCAAAGUUUUAUGACA